CAUGAUGAAAGGUGUUAGUAGAUGUGAAGUGGGAAAAAGUGGGAGAGAGCAUAGAGAAUGUGCAACGUGUAAAUGUAGGAUUGGUUGGAACACAGAAAGGGUAACCAUGGAUUGGAGAGUUUGGACAGGAGAACGCUGCACUUGCAAAUCUCGAUUUCAUUUUGCGGAAUCACUUUCAGGAUUCUCACUCUCACUGCACCAAAACAAAGACAUUCAUAACUGUACACAUUUGAUUUCUUUUCAAACAAGACCCAAUGGCUCAUCCAAGAGUCAACCUCUUCUUCCUCCUAUGCCUUAUUAUUUGCUAUUCUCUCUACGCCAUUGCGGGAAAGAGCUAUUACGACGUACUUCAAGUCCCGAAAAGCGCUUCGGACGAGCAGAUAAAGAGGGCGUAUAGGAAACUCGCGUUGAAGUACCAUCCCGAUAAGAACCCUGGCAAUCAAGAAGCUAAUAAGAGAUUUGCGGAAAUUAACAAUGCGUAUGAAGUUCUCUCCGAUAGCGAGAAGAGAAGCAUUUACGAUAAGUAUGGGGAAGAAGGUUUGAAACAGCAUGCUGCUGGAGGAGGCGGUGGAAUGGGAAUGAACUUCCAAGAUAUUUUCAGUUCUUUCUUCGGGGGAGGUCCAGUGGAAGAGGAAGAGAGAAUUGUGAAAGGUGAUGACGUGGUUGUUGAAUUGGAUGCGACACUGGAAGAUUUGUACAUGGGAGGUUCCUUGAAGGUUUGGAGGGAGAAAAAUGUUUUAAAGCCCGCACCUGGAAAGAGACGCUGUAACUGUAGAAAUGAGGUUUAUCACAAGCAAAUAGGUCCCGGGAUGUUUCAACAGAUGACAGAGCAGGUCUGUGAGCAAUGUCCCAAUGUUAAGUAUGAAAGAGAUGGUUAUUUCAUCACUGUUGAUAUUGAGAAAGGCAUGGAAGAUGGACAGGAAGUGCGAUUUUAUGAGGAUGGUGAGCCCAUAAUUGAUGGAGAGUCCGGAGAUCUAAGGUUUCGUAUCCGUACAGCACCACAUGAGCUCUUCAGAAGGGAAGGCAAUGACUUGCACACCACUGUCACUAUAACUCUGGUUCAAGCACUUGUUGGCUUUGAAAAGACUAUUAAACACCUAGAUGAGCAUCUGGUGGACAUAAGCUCGAAGGGAAUCACAAACCCAAAGCAAGUGAGGAAGUUCAAAAGCGAGGGCAUGCUACUGCAUAUGAGCACAAAGAAAGGAGAUCUUUAUGUCACAUUUGAGGUUCUAUUCCCCACCUCACUAACGGAGGAGCAGAAAACGAAUAUAAAAGCCAUUCUUGAUUAGAAUAUAGGAUACAUUUUAUUUCUCCUAUUAUGUCCUCAAUGUAACAUGAUUAGGUGCUUCGGUAUAAGUAAACCUUGAUUAUCCAGGCCUGUCCCCCGAUUUUGUUAGUUAACAAAUAGGUAGGUUUUCCUCACACAAAGAUGAGGAAGCUAAUCCUCGACCCUGUGAAUUCCAGUGCCUUCAUGGCACGCUAUUCUUUUUAGUAACGAUGCAAUGAAAAUUAAAUUGUAACACGAGCUGAGAAGACAUGCUUACAUUGGAUUGAAUUUAUGCCAUAUCGGAAAUGAUUAUAGAG
This is a messenger RNA of Abrus precatorius (Indian licorice), 1584 nucleotides long. Its product is annotated as dnaJ protein ERDJ3B-like. Bases 255 to 1289 code for a protein of 344 amino acids. Gene Ontology annotation, biological process: protein folding. NCBI's taxonomy places the organism in Eukaryota, Viridiplantae, Streptophyta, Magnoliopsida, Fabales, Fabaceae. The record is from RefSeq and is a predicted model, not a curated record. The transcript is spliced from 10 exons.